GUUUCAACCUUAUGUAACUAGAGUAGACCUCUUUUUGUUCCAUUACUACCCGAACAUACUUGUUUUGAGAGAUGAGGCCUUUGGCAUACGUUGCCGGUUUUCUAUCACUCACGGGGCUAGUCAAUGCUCAAUACUUUUCAGCUGGAUGGACCCCAGGACAACCCGUCCCAAGCCAAACUCCCUCACCAGCACACGUCCCACAUUCCCCAUCCACCCCUGCGACGCAACAUGGGUCAGGGAAGAUGUCGUUUCUAGACAGUCUUGUAACUGUAGGACCGUUGGGCGCUGUAUCCUCUCUCAUUGGUCUCAACCUUACCGGAGCUCCAUCUGUAACUUGGGAUGAGCGGAUACCUCUCAUCACGGAUGAGAACUAUGCAGAAAUGAUUGUAAACGAGACGCUGACUGCAGAGGAGGAGAAAGAACGAGUCUGGUUUCUCAUAAUAACCGUCACCGCUGGACAGCCAGAAGGUGUCUCGAAGUUCGUAGACCAUGUUUUUGAUGCCACGUAUAAUUAUACCCUGGAGAAAGGAGAGCUUUCCCAUGUGCGCUUUGGUCGAAUCGACUAUCUCAAUGUCACGAGUAUCACUACCAAAUGGGCUGUCUGGUCUGCACCUUACCUUGUUGUAUUGAAAGACCGGGGGCAAACUUUGCGGUUUUACAAAGCCGGUCAGAUAAGGUUGACCGACGAAAUCCUCCACCAAUUUCUCAAGGAGAAGGCGUGGAGCAUGAAAGAGCCAUGGAAAUCCAUCUAUGGCCCCGGUGGUGAACGCGAAUACAUUUUAGACUACCUGGCACAAUUUCUGUCCAUGGUCUACGGCACUCUUGUUCGUGUGCCGAAAUGGCUCAUGUACAUGAUGAGCGGAGGUCUUGCGACUUUUUUCAUCAAUUUUUUGCAUAAGCCUUCGCGUCCUCAGAGCGCUGCUAAGCCUGCAGUCAAGCCGUGUCUGCACCCGCAGCCCCAGAAGACGCAGUCACGUCGAGUGCAAUCAAUACGCCGCAGAAGGGGUCUGCUAAAAGGAAGGGAAAGAAAUAGUUGGAUGUCUCGGAGGAAUAUAUAUAUAUUCAUGCAUUAUUGGAGAGCUUAUGUAUUGU
Molecule: messenger RNA, 1092 nt
Organism: Suillus subaureus
Lineage: Eukaryota; Fungi; Basidiomycota; Agaricomycetes; Boletales; Suillaceae
Exons: 5
Source: RefSeq, a predicted model, not a curated record